AAGAGCUGUGGCUAAAGCUAAAGCUAGUUAGCCCCGUUUGUGUUUGAGUGUCAGCGAGUCGUCCGUCGAAAACAACAAGCCCGCUGUCCUUACACCCCCAGAGUGACCGACUUGUUGUCUGUCAUCUCUUCUAACGAUGAAGUUCCAGUACAAAGAAGAGCACCCUUUCGAGAAAAGGCGGUCCGAGGGUGAGAAAAUAAGGAAGAAGUAUCCGGACAGGGUGCCAGUAAUUGUGGAGAAGGCCCCCAAAGCCAGAAUAGGAGAUCUGGACAAGAAGAAAUAUCUUGUCCCCUCUGACCUGACAGUGGGACAGUUUUACUUCCUCAUCCGGAAAAGAAUCCACUUGCGAGCUGAGGAUGCUCUCUUCUUCUUUGUAAACAACGUCAUUCCACCCACCUCAGCUACCAUGGGACUGUUGUACCAGGAGCACCAUGAAGAGGACUUUUUCCUCUACAUUGCCUACAGUGAUGAGAGCGUGUACGGGAACAGCCAAAGGGAAAUCUGAUCCCACUACCAUCCCCCUUCAACCACUACCCAUCUUUCUGAGACCUCCUCCAUACAUUCAUUUAAAUAUUAAAUCCAGCUCAGCAGCCUAGAGUUCCCAGAGUAAAUAUGUCAAAUGCACUUUCAACUCCCAUACAUCGCCCUCGUCUUUCUUACUCUGCAGUCUGAAUUGUAUUUGCCUCCACAUUUCUUUUCGAUAGCAGUUUUGGUUACGUGGUCUCGUGGCCAGUUUCUUUUUCCAGUGUCAUAGCUGAUCAUACUUUACGUUAAAAUACAAACAUAGAAAGAAUAAUAUAAUCAUGUUAGGACCAGGCUCUAUUUGUAGUUACUGUGGGGUUAAGGUAAGACGAUAUAUAAAGAGAGUUCAAAUCAGACCUUGUUGACAGUGAUCAUAAGUCUUGGUCGUCCACUUAUGUUGACUUGCAGGAGAAUAAAGUGUGUUUUUAGUUUAGGAUAUUAUUAGUUCUUCCAGUUAAAUGCAGGCAAGUUAGUCCAUGGCAGAGUAAAAGGAUAACUGUUUUGCAGCAGUUAUUUUCCUGGGGAAAAAAAAAAAACGGAAGUGGCCAGGCUACUAUUAUUUCUUAUUACAUCAGCCUUUUAGUUGAGCGUGUUUCCCCCCAUCUGACCUUUAGCGAGGAGCAUAAUAGAAUUCAGACUCAACAAUCAUCCCCUGCUUUCAGUGGUAAGACUAUUAUGUUGAUUGCUACUAUGAUUAUUGUUGAUAUUAUUGUUAAUUUUAGAUGACUUACUUUCUAAAGGUAUUGUAAAGCUGAGUGCAAUUUUUUUUUUUUGUUUUUAUUUUUAAGUUUGUCUUUUUUCUUUUUUUAAGAAAAAGAUUUGGACUCUGUAUACAGCUGCAUUACUGGCUCUUUCUCUCCACUCAUGACCAUACAUGAUAAAAUGUGAUGAAAAGCUA
This is a messenger RNA of Mugil cephalus (flathead mullet), 1420 nucleotides long. RefSeq names its product gamma-aminobutyric acid receptor-associated protein. Gene Ontology annotation, biological process: autophagy of mitochondrion; macroautophagy; cellular response to nitrogen starvation. The record is from RefSeq and is a predicted model, not a curated record. Gene Ontology annotation, molecular function: GABA receptor binding; ubiquitin protein ligase binding. The coding region runs from base 137 to 505 and encodes 122 amino acids. NCBI's taxonomy places the organism in Eukaryota, Metazoa, Chordata, Actinopteri, Mugiliformes, Mugilidae. The transcript is spliced from 4 exons. Gene Ontology annotation, cellular component: autophagosome membrane; cytosol; autophagosome.